Sorghum bicolor (sorghum) is the source of this 1454-nucleotide messenger RNA. RefSeq lists its product as uncharacterized. The transcript has 4 exons. Gene Ontology annotation, cellular component: chloroplast. The record is from RefSeq and is a predicted model, not a curated record. Lineage: Eukaryota; Viridiplantae; Streptophyta; Magnoliopsida; Poales; Poaceae. Bases 220 to 1284 code for a protein of 354 amino acids.
CACCCACCCACCCACCCCGCAAACAAGUCGUCUCGGUCUCGGCCUCCUUUCCUCAUCUCCGGCCGCAUCUCUCUCUUCUCUUCUUCUCGCCUGUUGCCUGUCCCUGUGCUCGCCACACGCGGCACAACCCCCCACCCAGCCAGCCAGGACAAGAAGAUCUCCGUCGCCUGCUCUUCGCUUCCGCUUCGAAUCGGAGGUCAACUAGCCGGUGGUCUCCAUAUGGAUUCAGCAUUUAGAAGAGCUCUCAAUGAGCCUAUGUGCUUGGAAGAAACUGUCGUCCAACAAGGAAUUGAAAGAUGCCCAUUCCUGAGGAACAUCAAUGAGCCUACAAGUUUUUCCUUCUCGUCUGUCAACUUCCCUGUUCCGGCAAGAGGAGCCAAGGGACCAAUUUUCGAAGAUGGACCUAAUUUUGACAUGGCAUUUCGAGUUUUCCAUGGUAGAGAUGGUGUUGUCCCACUUUCAGAAGGAUCAUUGGCCCAGAUUGAGAAGCCACUGCCAAAGCCCAAUCCUGAGUUCAACCCAUUGGCGGCCAAAGCUGCAACCAUCAGUCUAUCUGCAUUUGGAGGGUUUUUCAGCUUUGGUGACUUCUCAAAUAAGCACAAUAAGAAAAACUCCAACAAAAAGAACCCCAACAACCUCCCCCAGAAUAAAGGCCAGUCUAAGUCUAACAAUCAUGAAGCACUGAGUAACGAGUGGCUGGAAACGGGCCAAUGUCCACUUGCAAGGUCUUAUAGGGCAUUAAGCGGUGUUGUGCCACUUGUAGCAAAGAUGAUGACACCCCCAGCUGGUAUGAAACUGAAGUGCCCACCUGCAGUGGUUGCUGCCCGAGCAGCAAUAUCCCGCACAGCAUUUGCAAAGGGCCUUCGUCCUCAGCCCCUGCCAACAAAAGUACUGGUGAUCGCAUUGCUUGGUAUGGCAGUAAAUGUUCCUCUCGGCAUCUGGAGGGAGCACACACAGAAGUUUUCACCGCAGUGGUUUGCUGCAGUGCAUGCAGCAGUGCCUUUCAUAGGGAUGCUCAGGAAGUCUGUGCUGAUGCCGAAGGCAGCCAUGGCCCUUACUAUAGCUGCCUCAAUACUGGGUCAGACAAUCGGGUCAAGAGCUGAACGUAUCAGAUUGAAGAGGACCGCGGCAGCAAAAUUAGCAAGAGAGGGCCAUGAUGCUGCUGCUGACUGCAUCAAAGCACCAAUGAGUGUGAAAAGCGGGAACCAUUCGCUCAGAGUUGAAAGCACUGUGGUUGCAGGUGCCCCAGCAGUUCUUGUCCCUGCCGUUGCUGCUUUCAAUUGAUGAUGACAGGAAUGGCUUAUUCCGAUUAUAUCAGCAUCGCUGAUUGUAUUGUUGUAUUAAUUACUGUACCUUUGAGUUUAAGAAAGAAAUACUUGUUACGUCAAACUUUUCAUUCCGUUUUGGAGGCACAUGGCAGUGAAUAAAUUCGAGAACAUUUUCAGAGCUGAAAA